AUGAGUUUAAAAGAUGAAGCACUAGCGGAUUCUAUUUGGCAGGACCGUGAAGUACGAUUUGAUUUGGAUCCGAGAUUGUUACAUUUGAUUCCUGGUGAAUACUUGGUGAGUCGAAUUAAUGGUGCAGAAGAUAGUAAAGGAAAUAACGGAGAUAAGGGCAUUCUUCGCGUAACAAAUUUAAGACUCAUUUGGUAUGCAAACACUGCCUCACGGAUUAAUCUAAGCAUCGGAUAUGGUACAAUAAAUGGGGUAACUACAAAGUUAGCGAAGUCUAAGUUACGAGGAAAUGCUGAAUCUUUAUAUUUGAUGGCACAUUUUGCAAAAACCCGAUUUGAAUUUAUCUUUACUUGUAUUGAUCCAUCACAAACAAAACUUUUUACAACUGUAAUUUCAAUCCAUCGCGCAUACGAAACAACAAAACUUUACCGCUUACUGAAGAUGCGUGGAGCUAUUAUUAAUAACGAGCAGCAAUUAAGGAUUCUACCAAACGAACAACAAUGUGAUCGUUUUGAUGGCGUUUGGAACUUAAGUAAUGACCAUGGUACAUUGGGUACAAUGAUACUUACUAAUAUUCGGAUUGUGUGGUUUUGCACUACCAGUAACUCAUAUAACGUAAGCAUACCAUAUUUUCAAGUACAUAUUUCUCGUAUACGUAACUCACGUUUUGGUCCAGUAUUAGUCAUCGAAACUUCUACUGUUAGUGGCGAAUAUCUGCUGGGAUUUCGAGUUGAUCCACAAGAAAAAUUGGACAUUAUUAAUAGAUCAAUAAAUGCACUUAAGAAUGCUUUCUGUCUGAAACCUCUUUUUGGAGUACAAUUCAGUCGAGAAAAAUCGGGUUCACCUCAACCUGUAGGAGAAUUGAUAAAACAAAAAACUGAAGAAGACAUUGAAGUCGACGACCGCCCACUCCGACCAGAUGCAUACGCCGCUUAUUUUGCUGAUGGCUUCGUCAGUGGACAAGUUCGGCCACCUACUUACUCACCUGAGCUUGGAGUUGCAAUUGAACAACUCAAGGAUGGUUUUACUUUAGCCGACCUAUGGAAAAUUCAUGUGGACUAA
This is a messenger RNA of Thelazia callipaeda (thelaziosis nematode), 1059 nucleotides long. The record is from the annotation of a GenBank genome assembly. Lineage: Eukaryota; Metazoa; Nematoda; Chromadorea; Rhabditida; Thelaziidae.